Molecule: messenger RNA, 754 nt
Organism: Guillardia theta CCMP2712
Lineage: Eukaryota; Cryptophyceae; Pyrenomonadales; Geminigeraceae
Exons: 5
Coding region: 24-647 (207 amino acids)
Molecular function (GO): protein binding
Source: RefSeq, a predicted model, not a curated record
GCAAGCGAAAUUCUUCUCGGGGCAUGGGCGCUCUGAACGCGUCCUUGAAGUGCGCGCACAUUCGCCUGUCCAACUCCAACUCAACUGUCUCGGUCAUUCACCCGCAGAGGUUUGCGCCAGUGCAGGGCAUUGUUCAUGUGGUCUGUGGCUCCUGGGGGCGACCCUAUUACGAGGUCACCAUUGACCACCUUGACGCUGCCUUCGGCUCCACCUGUGCGGUCGGAUGGGACUUGAAGAGAGAGUCCCUUGCCAACUUCCCUAUCGCCGGACUGACGUGCGGGGAGGACGGAGUGUCGUACGGGGUGUCAAUCCAGAACGACGGGUUCGUGAAUGCCAGAGGAAAGGCGGAGUUUGUCGGCUUCUCGUUCCAUCAGAACUCAGUAGUGGGGUGUGGCCUCGACCUCGCCAACAGUCGCGCUGUGUUCGUCGUGAAUGGAAAGACCAUCGACCUGUCGGCUGCUCAGGAGCAGGAAGACAUGAGACUACAAGCUAACUGCGCUUUCGUUCCUGCUGCCACCAUCUUUGCCGCUCGGCUGAAUUCACAGUGUCAAGUCACCUUCAACUUCACUGGACCUUUCAAGUUCGAGCAAUUCUUCAAGGAUGGUCGAUGGAGCGCGCUUGCUGACUCGAAGAGCAAGGAUGUAUAGCAUAUGUACAUUGUUUCUCUUAGUGUGUAGUGUAAGGUGUACAGUCAAUUUAUGAUACACGUAUCUAUAUUUCUUGAUACAUACUGACAAGUAAAAUCCUUGAACUU